UUAGAGCUGGACUGCAUGUGUCCUCGUACAAAAGAACGAUCUAACAGCAAAGCUUGUAGCCCCAACAUUCAAUGUUAAAUUGAAACCAGAUUGUGAUUUUAUCCAGGCCUCUUUUGACCUGUGAUGUAAUUUUUUUCUCAUUGGCUGAUGUAGAAAGUUCAAUACAUGUCUGGCAGGUGUUUUAUAGUAAGGAAUCAGUACCCGGUGAUUAGUAUUCUGUUUGAGUUGGAUUGGAAUCUGGAAUACUAUUAUUGUACAAUUAAUGUGGUUCUGUCCAAGCUGUGUUAGUCCAUCAUUUGUGAAGAGAUAGAGGUGUAUGUGCGAUUCCCUCAGUGUGAAAAUGUAUCUGUGUGUGUGUGUGUGUGUGAGUAAGUAGCUUAUGAAGCAUUGCUCAUGUUCGUCAUAUUCUCAGUUGUUCCAUGUCUGCCACACAGUAUCAAUAACAUUAUCUAUUACUUAUAAAACACACAUUGACUUGAGAUGCAUCCUAGCUGUGCCUGUGGUUCUGGCCCAGUGAUCCAGACAGUGCCUGCAUCAAGCAGGCUACCUCUCUGUCUCUCUGCUGUGCUCAUUGGCUCCUAGUUGCCCUUUAAAAGGUAAUUGGCUUUGAGUCCAGCUCACCAGACAGAACCCAAACAGAUUAGAGCCCAUGGCAGGAGGAAAGGCUUUCUGCCCAGACACACACACACGCAUGCACACACACACACAUGCACACACACACACACACAUACAGAUAUACGCAGAUACAAAUACACACACACACACAGACACACACACACAUAUAAUAACUGUCUCUAUAGCACAGUCUAUCCUGUUUAUCAGUGUAUCAUGCAGGCCCAUUCAGAGAGAGGGAGAGGGAGCGACAGAUAAAGAUACAUAUUAAGGUACAUACAGUACGGUUUGCAGUGUCUGUCUUUGGAAGAAGGUGUGGGAGACAAUGGCUUUGUGAGAGAAAGAGAAAAAUGACACAGUCAGUCCUAGAGAUAGAGACUGGAGAAGCAUAAAGGGGAACACUGAGAGAGAUUCUGUAAGGUUCCACCAGCUACAUUUAAUGACUAAUUCAACUGGACUAAAAGCCAAACUGGCUGACUGGGUUUCUUGCUCCACUCGUUUAAGACAAAUGACUGACGUUUAACCGAGCCAUAACUAACUGUCCCCUCUGACUACCCUCACAGACGUAUUUUGCUUGAGUGACACAGUGACAGUUUGCUAAGGUCAAAGACAUAAACAGGGGGGAUGUCUUGGUUUGAGUAGUUAUAAGAGACAGCUGGCAGAAAUUUGCAGACGUUCGGUAAUUGAACAACUCUAAAUUGUUUCCAGUUUUGCUUGUCCCUGGCAUGUGAGAUAUGUACCUGCUGUGUCUGUUGUGUGUCCUGUGCCCCGCUAGCGUGCCCAUGGACGUGGGACAACCUGACCUGUUGGCAGGCUGCCAACGUGGGCGAGGAAGUGGUGGUCAACUGUCCAGAGCUCUUCCACGCCUUCAUGGAGCCAGAGGACGAGAUGGGGAAGAUCACCAGAAACUGUACGUUGGAUGGAUGGUCUGAACCCUUCCCUCAAUACGAGGAGGCAUGCUACUUUGAGGACAACACCACCAAACCGGAUAUGUACUACGCCUCAGUCAAGGCCUUGUACACUGUUGGCUACAGCACAUCGCUGGUGUCACUCACCACAGCCAUGGUCAUACUCUGCAGAUUCAGAAAGCUCCACUGCACUCGGAACUUCAUCCACAUGAACCUGUUUGUCUCCUUCAUGUUGAGGGCCAUCUCAGUCUUCAUCAAGGACGGCGUGUUGUAUGCUGAGGAGGACAGCAACCACUGCUUCGCUCACACGGUGGCUUGUAGAACAGUGAUGGUGUUCUUCCACUACUGUGUGAUGUCUAACUACUUCUGGCUCUUCAUCGAAGGACUGUAUCUCUUCACCUUAUUGGUGGAGACGUUCUUCCCUGAGCGACGAUACUUCUAUUGGUACACCAUCAUUGGCUGGGGCACACCCACCAUUUCUGUAACUGUGUGGGCAGCUCUAAGGCUUCAUUUUGAUGACACCGGCUGCUGGGACACAAAUGAGAACACUGCCCUCUGGUGGGUUAUAAAGGGACCAGUGGUGACUUCCAUCAUGAUUAACUUUGUCCUCUUCAUUGGCAUCAUAAUCAUCUUGGUCCAGAAGCUACAGUCUCCUGAUAUAGGAGGAAACGAGUCCAGCAUCUACCUCAGCUGUGCUCAGAAAUGCUUCAGUGAGCCCGCUCAGGCUGUUCAGCAUUCCUGCAGGAUGUCCGAGCUAUCAACCAUCACUCUACGUCUAGCCCGUUCCACGCUCCUCCUCAUCCCCCUGUUCGGUAUUCAUUACACGGUGUUUGCCUUCUCCCCAGAGGAUGUCAGCCAGAGAGAGAGGCUGGUGUUUGAGCUGGGCCUGGGCUCCUUCCAGGGCUUCGUUGUGGCUGUUCUCUACUGCUUCCUCAAUGGAGAGUUUCUCCCUGAAGGUGCAGUCGGAGAUCAAGAGGAAAUGGCGGAGCUGGACGGUGAACCGAUACUUUGCUGUGGACCUGAGACAGCAACGUCACCCUUCCCUGGCCAGCAGCGGGGUGAACGGGGGGACGCAGCUCUCCAUCCUGAGCAAGAGCAGCUCCCAGAUCCGCAUGUCCAGCCCGCAGGCAGAGAACGGGGGGAGUCUCAACCUUCCGACCUGAACGUCUGACGGGCUCCACGGCUUGAUCCCGCCCCCCUAUCCCUCCCUCCCUGCCUCGUCCGACCCCGCCCCAGUCUAUCCACCCACUCUGUCUGGUCCAAUCGCACCCUCCAUUUAAUGAAGCAUUUAUUGAUGACAGAUAAUACAUGGUAGUGUUGUUAGUGGGAGAACAUCAAGGCUGUUUGCAUCUUCUAACAGUCUUUUUUUCUAGAAUCCCGUUGUGGUAGUAGUUGUUGUGCACACGGAAUUGUGUUUGAAUAAUUGUAGCUUCUCAAAACAAAAUUGUUGUUUCUUUUUUCCAAUGUUGUGAUACACCUGCAUUCUACAGGUAUAUCCUUCUAAGUGUAUUCACCAAAAACAGCGGCGUGGAGGUGAUUGAGUCAGAUUGCCAUGUAGGGCGUGGAGAAGUGCUGUACAAAGUGUGAAGUAAGCUUCAAAGUGCCAUACAGGUUGCUUCAUCUCACCUAUUAUGGAUCCAAAGAGAUAAAGCAACCACAACUUUGCCAUUGCCUGUAAAAAUGCUACAGCACUUCUUUAUAAUGUUCAAGAUCAUAAAUUGUCAAAAUAUCCUUAAGAUCACGACAGUGUUCUCUUUUUAUACAAUCAGCCAUAGUACAGAGUAUGUCAAACGUGAAAACAACUCAUGGAUCCGCUCCUUGUAAAUAAUGAAUGUUGUUGUUGUGAUUCGUAUUUUCUUUUUGCAUUUCCUGUAUCAGCGGUACAGUACAGUGACAGCCUUUUCAAAAAAAGGAACUGGAGCCCAAAUCUGUAGAACUCAUCCCAUGUGUUGAGACUGUAUUCUAUGGGAAAUCCUCUCUGCCCAUCUGAAUUGGAAUUGUUUCAUUUUAUUUUACAGUAAAUGAUUGUCUUAUUGUUUUGAUCGUCGAUUCUGGUUGAAAAUGUUCUUUUCUAAACUACUGCUAUUUGCUCAGAGAGGUUUGAUACUCCAGAAAAAGGGGCACCCACUUGGAAAAGUUUGAGUAUAUUACAUAUUUAUUUGAGUGUUUAUAUAGCAUGUUUGCUUACAAUAAUACACUAAGGCCUGCAUAAAAUGAGGGUUAUGAUCUUACCUAUUUAGAAGUCUAAGUCUACUUCCUGCUUUUGCUCCUCUCAGGAGGUUCUGUCUUUUAGCAGUCAUGUUAGCAGUCCAGAACACUGACCUUGUGCUCUGUCCCCUGGAGAACCUCCCAGGACCAUCAGUUAACACUGGCACUUGUCCACCUUCAUUCAGUACCCCAGAACCACUACUAGAACCUACGUGUUUUAUUUGGGUGCAAACCUUUUGUUUUAUUAACUCAUUCAUUCCGAAGUGCCUACUCACAAUAAAUGAUAUCCUGGGUUGUAGAUUAAUGUGGACAGAGUUAGGAUUAGUUCCGAUUGAACUUUAGUUUAAAUAUACCAUUUUUCUUAAAGAAUGUAAGGAGAUGUUUUAAUUGCUAUAAUUUACUUUUUUGAGUAAAGUUGCCUUCAGGCCAGGUAAGCAGAAUGUUCUGAAAAUAUACCAAUAAGGGAAACAAAGUUGUGAAUUUAUGCCUAAACGACGACACUAUGUAUACAAGACUGCUUGCUAUUUAAAUUAUAUAAUGAUCUGUUUCUUAAGUACAGAAAUUCACCUUUGUUGAAAUGAUUUGUGUUAAAUAUUAGACAAGAGUAUUAUAGCUACACUAAAGUCACUAAACUCUCUAGUAAAACCAAUUUGGGAACCUAAGAUAAAUGACUAUGGAUGCACACAAAAACGGUAUCUUGUUGAAUCAAUACUGAUACUGAUACACCCAAAAAACAGAAAUUAUUUUCCCAUUUUGUAAGGGUACAAUCGUGAAUCUGUAUUUGUUAUUUUUGUAGUCUUUCUUUUUUCCAUGUAGUCUCUGUAUGUCUUAAAUCACACAAUAUUUUAAGAAACUGUCUAAACGGUAUUCAAAUACCAUUCAUACUAAGAUGUAAAGCAUUGCUGUAUUGAGCUCAUGUGCAGUUAUUUCUGGAUCUCUGGUGUAAAAAUGAGAAUGUAGAAAAAGUAUUUAACAUGUAUAUGUUUAGAUUUGUUAAUGAACCAACAAGGAUGUAAGUUAUUUCACGUACUGAUGUCCAUAGCAGUAUCUAUGUGUAAUACUGUACAUACCUGUGACACACUUUUGUGACAAGCGAUAGUCCUCUUGACUUCAAGCUUACAGUGCUGUGAUGUAAGUGCCAUACAUAUGUACAGAAAGCUCAAAUGUGCACAAUGAUACUGGUCUCUCAAGUUUUCCUGUCUGAUAAAACGACAACAAAUACUAAUGGACAACAAAAAGCCUUCGUUUAAUGAUGUCCAGAUCUUGUACCAUCAACGUUGUUGACAGAAUAAAUACCAGUACACAAGAUAAGGAAAUUGAGACAAAAAAAGGGAAUAGAUAGAGUGAUGACUCAACACUUCAGAGAGGCAUACUGAGACAG
Osmerus eperlanus (European smelt) is the source of this 5109-nucleotide messenger RNA. Its product is annotated as pituitary adenylate cyclase-activating polypeptide type I receptor-like. Gene Ontology annotation, cellular component: plasma membrane. The record is from RefSeq and is a predicted model, not a curated record. Gene Ontology annotation, molecular function: G protein-coupled peptide receptor activity; vasoactive intestinal polypeptide receptor activity; peptide hormone binding. NCBI's taxonomy places the organism in Eukaryota, Metazoa, Chordata, Actinopteri, Osmeriformes, Osmeridae. Gene Ontology annotation, biological process: adenylate cyclase-modulating G protein-coupled receptor signaling pathway; cell surface receptor signaling pathway. Bases 1483 to 2691 code for a protein of 402 amino acids. The transcript has 13 exons.